CGAAAGGAAAUUUAAAAUGACUGGAUUCUGGAUUUCAGUUUUGGUCUUUAGCACCAUGUAUCCAGUCCAGUCUGGUAGACACCGGGUUACUGCACAAUCCUCAGAGUCAGAUGUUUAUCAGCCUGAUAAGAAACUCAUCGUGGAUAUCGGAGACUCGGCGACUCUGCAGUGUUAUAUUUUUGAAGUCGAAGUUGAAGAAAUGAUCUUUUUUAAGCAACAAAACAGAAAACAGCCUCGAAUAAUCGUCAGAUUCUUUAACGCUGCUCGAGAAACAUUUUACAAUGAAUUCCAAAAUCCUCGUUUCCAGAUUAAAAAACAUACAAACUGCUUCAAUCUGACCAUUUUAAACACCACGCUGUCUGAUGAAGCCGUGUACUACUGUGCACUGACGAGACCCGACCCUGUGUUUGGAGAAGGAACUGAUUUAAAAUUUAAAGGUCAGAGUUUUACCACUGAAUCAGAAACAUCGAAACCAGCUCUGUGUGAUCACAACACGAACAUGAACACACAAGAGAAAACAGAAGUGACCAGAUCUCUCCACUCCUCAGUGCUCGGUUUGGGAACGGCUUUGGGUUUGUGUGCACUUCUGAUUUUCUGUCUCAUUUAUUUCAUCCUGAGGAGAAGAAAAUGGGAUAAAAUGAAGGCUUCAACAGAAGGUUCAGCAGGAACGAGGGAGGACUCUCAUGUCGACUCCUGGACUUACGCAGCUUUACAGUUUCCCAAGAAGGGAAGUGGAGUUUGUUUCUCAGACAAGUUGGUGUACUCUGAAGUGAUGUAUAUGAAACUGUAAAAUAUUAUACAACU
Neoarius graeffei (lesser salmon catfish) is the source of this 804-nucleotide messenger RNA. RefSeq names its product signal-regulatory protein beta-1-like. Lineage: Eukaryota; Metazoa; Chordata; Actinopteri; Siluriformes; Ariidae. Bases 17 to 790 code for a protein of 257 amino acids. The record is from RefSeq and is a predicted model, not a curated record. Gene Ontology annotation, biological process: response to bacterium. The transcript is spliced from 6 exons.